CAGAUUCUGACUUUUCUCUUCAACGAAGUCAGAGUGUUAAAAUGUGGAUUAAAACCUUCUUGGGACAGCAAGAAAGACUUCGACCAUUUCAAACGGCUACAUCAAAAGUGACGAUUAUUUGUUUAGAUGAUUGGACUCUGACUGGAAAUCUGUCGCUGUGGUUUAUGAAACCGAACCUUCACUGAAUAGAGAACUUCCCAUCGGUACUCUAAGAACCAUGGCCGUAUUCCUGAAGUCUGUCUGUGUUGCAUCCACUCUUAUUUCUUUGGCCGUCUCCCUCCAUAUUCCGGCGGACAUUUCCAGGAAUGCUCAAGGCGUCCUGACCGAUGAUGACGACGUCUUCUUCCAGGAUGGAGACAUUAUCUUGGGCGGGGUCUUCCCCUUGCACAACUUCCAUCCGGUGGCGCGGCAGUGCACCACCGUCCGCGAGGUGCGGGCCCUGAAGCUGGUGGAGGCUAUGGUGUACGCCGUGGGCCGGAUCAACAACAGCACUGGCCUGCUGCCGGGCCUGCAGCUGGGCUUCGAGAUCUAUGACUCGUGCUACAGUGACAUCUGGACCCUGAAGAAGGCGCUGAACUUCCUCCCGCCCGACCAGAAGCCAGCGUGCAAGGGGGUGUGGGAAGGAUCGGAGCAGUCCGGCAACUCAGAUCUGACUUGCCUGCACCAGAAAAGAGUAGCCGGGGUCGUAGGGUCACAGAAAAGUGCCAGUAGCAUCGAGCUUGCAUUACUGCUGGGAUUGUAUCAAAUACCCCAGGUGAGCUACCUCUCAACCUUGGACAGCCUCAGUGAGGUGAACUAUCCUUACUUCCUUCGCGUGGUCCCCUCAGAUAAACACCAGGUAAACGCCAUCAUGGAUUUGGUCAAGUACUACGGAUGGACCUACGUAUCGCUUCUGUUUUCCGACGACGAGUACGGUGAGAAUGGUUUCUACGAGUUUUCGCGCCAGGCCCCUAGUCACGACGUCUGCCUGGCCUAUACUAAGGAGAUAUCUACCAGUUUUUCGAACGAGUAUUAUGAUGACCUUGUUGCGGAACUGCGGCGCGAGCCGUUCAAUCGAGCUGUGGCAGUGGUCCUGUUUGCCCAUCUUAUUGAGGCCAGGAUGCUGCUGGAGGCGGUGGAGAGGAACGGGGCAGUGGGAGAGUUCACCUUCAUCGCCAGCGACGGCAUCGGGAACUCUGGCCUGCAGGGGCUGGACGGAGUGGAAAACCCAGCUCUAGGGAUGAUCACCAUGGUCCCUUUUUCGCAGACCCUAUCCGAGUUCUUCGGUUUUUUCAUUGGAAGUUUGCCGUCAAAUAGCAGCAAUCCCUGGACCCAAGAGUACGUGGAGAAAUACAAGCUGUGUGAUUUUUUGGCUGGCACCGUGUGCACAGCCAACGAAACCGACUCGAUAUCACCCCACGAAACCCUGGUCAUCGACAGUGUCUACGCGUUUGCCUAUGCCUUGGACAGCAUGCUAACAGCAGAAUGCGGUGACACGGAUUGGGGCGGCUGUGCAGCAGUGGAGGCUAUCGACGGGGAAGUGCUCCUGUCAUACUUGAAGAAGACCGACUUUGAGAGUUUGUCGAACGGCCGAGUGACGUUCGACGACAAUGGUGACGGCAACCCCAGGUAUAAGAUACGGAACCUUAAACACGACUUGUUUGAAUCGCUGAAGUUUUUGGAUGUGGGAUCUUGGCGAGAGGAAAACAACGCAAUAGACAUUGUGGGAGAAGUUAAGUUUUACACCAAGAGCACUGAUGGGUUGGCUGGCCAGGUGCCGACCUCGGUAUGUAGUGCCCCCUGCCCGCUUGGCUCCAGGAAAACUUUCUUUGAGAAUUACGGGAAGUGUUGCUGGCUCUGCCAGAAGUGCAACGUCAAUGCCACCGUCAUCAACGACGACACCGAGUGUCGCGAGUGCAUCCCUCCGAAGUGGCCCGACGUAAACCGUACUGAAUGCGUCGAGGUCGCCGAGUCCUACAUGUCCUGGGGCACGGUCGAAGGAACGGUCAUCGGCAUCGUGGCGUUCGUGGCGCUCCUAGAAGCCCUGUUGAUAAUCGUUCUGUACUUCCCCCAGUUCAGGCGACGUAUCAUCCGAAGGUCUGACCCCAUGCUCAGCUUGUUUAUCCACGGCGGGGUGUGUCUCCUGCUCGUGGCUGCUCUCUCGACCACGUUUAAGCCUUCCUCCGCUAUGUGCGUGCUGACCCGCAUCGGUCCCUCCGUCGCCUACGCUUUCAUCUUCGUCCCGUUUGCACUGAAGAGUGUUCGGCUGUACCGAGUGUUCAUCAAAGCGAGGGAUACGGACUCGGAGGAAGAAGCAGAUCUUUGGGGCGUCAAGAGACAGCUGACAAUCUUGAUCCUUAUCUGGAUCGUGGAGAUUGGUGUUAGUCUAUCUUGGAUCUUCGUGUACCCACCGAUGGAAACAUAUAUAUUUGUGCCGUUAGAUCAGCCGCAAGAGGGCGCUCUUGCCGUCAGCCUCUUUGUCGCCUGCAACUUCCAGCUUCCCGAGACCAUCACGGAGUUGUGCUUCAGCUUCGUUUUCCUGCUGUUGGCUGCCACACUGAGCCUACUGGCCCGUGCCCUGCCGGACAACUACCACGAGGCCCGUUUCUGCGUGUUCACCUCGGCCGGCUCGCUGCUCGUGUUCACCGGGGCGUACGCGGCCGGGUUUGGUACCACCCAGUCAGGGCUCUCCUUCGUCCCCAUUAUGUACCGGGCCCUGGGCAUGAUCGUGACGUCUAUCCUCAUCAUGACCUGUCUUUUUGCUCCCAAAAUGUACGUCGUAUACUUCGUCCGUGGCAACAUCGACGAGGUCAUGCUGAAGAAGCGCCAGAGCGUGGCCAACAUGGCGGUGUACCGCGCCCGAGCGUCGACAGUGGGCAGUGUACCAACCAUGAAUGGGGGACCAGCGGGAAGGCGUCGGAGUCGAGCCAAGAGUGUCAGAAGUAGCAGUGAAGUGCCAUCUUCGUCUGGGGACCAUGGGAUUGAACUGAAGGCUAUUUCCACGUCUGUCAUUUGAUGGAGAAUCUGAAGAUUUGAAGAUUCACAUGUUAACUCUGUCGGUUGUUUUAGUAUACGAUCUAGAAAUUUCAUGUGCAAUUUAAUAAAAAUGUGAUUCAUGCAACUGCUAGAGAAAAUCAGCUGCCAAAAAGUCAGGACUAAAACCUUAAUGUACCAGUAGUAAAUCAGUUUGAUCGUGUAAUCAUUUAUAGCUUAUAACAUUGACUGUCAUAGUUUUCAAGCAAACUUUACACAGCCUCUGAUAUUAAGUUUGGGGAAUCUCUAGAUGUUUGGAAGUUUGAUCUUUUACGUGUACAACAAAUUUGCUAGUGUAUUGCUCCAAUACUCCCGUUGGUAAGCUUUAUGUGUAUUUUGUCAGUAUUAUCGACGUUACCAGACUAAUAAACAAUAAAAAAAACUGUGAAAGGAUUUUUCACACACUCUACCACAACGAUAAUUAUAGACUAAUCUGAGAAAACCCGAGAGGGCUAUGGUGAAUUUCGCCACCCUUACGUCACAAACGCAGCUUUGGCACAGUAUUGGCAAAACUGUAGCUGGCCGCAAGUACAAGGCCAAAAGAUUAAGUCACAAAAUGUUGUUUCAAAAUCUCAUUUUCGAACAAUGUGUGGCUGCCCCAGGCACACAUUUGCCUUGAGGAGUUUCGAACUCUCAUUACUCUAGAAUAUGUCUCAAACUUAUGAGGCCCAAAUGAUUCCUCGUUUAUAACCUAGUGGACUAUCCUACACAAAGUCUUGGUCUCGUGAAACUGCUUUGGUGAUGUGUGCUUGCUCGCUGUGAUUGAGAUAACAAUCUGCAAUUUAAUGAAGCACAAAAACACUAAUAAGAAAACUGCAAUACAUAGCAAACUGUAACAGUUAACUUGGCAAGCUGAGUCAUAAAACUAAUAUUUAAACUCUAAUGACUAAUUUAUAAACUGUCAUGACUGUUAUAGUUUCACGGCUUGAGGUGCCAACAAUCAAGAAAAAACCAAAGGUAUCUGAAUAAUUCGAAACUUGAGUAGCCGGAACUGUCCUUAAUCCUCUGAAUCUCUGGCAUUCAGUUUAAACUACUUCUGCAUAAACACUAUGGCAUAACAUGAACAGCACAUUGUGGGUCAUUAUGUACAAGUAUAGUCAGGGAUCUCUGAAUGAUUAUCCUCUCGAAGAUACAAAGAAAUCUCGGGAAAUAUGAACAGAUAACAUAAGCUGUCUUAUCCAAAGUGCUCAAAAAAUAUAAAAGAAAAUACUGCCUACCAAAAUGGGGGUUUCUUGGGUUCUACAAGAAGGAACAAACGGAAAAUUACUUGGAUUGACUUGGUGAGUUACAAAUGUGGAAAAUUUCUUGAUGACAGUAUGGCAUAAAUGAUGGCUGCCUAUGCAACUUCAAACUCACAGUGCAUGCACCAGCGCAUCCACUCACACAUAGUGACUCUAGGAAGGAGGUUGACAGGCUCUUUCACUUAGUAAAAACGAAAGGUUUGCAAUAUCCUCUUUCAAGAAAUAAUUUAAGUCUUAAUCAGGAUUCUGUAGAAUACCUAUCUAAACGUUUUUGAUGAUAAACAUGAGCAUAUUAAAACAAAGCAAAUUAUUCACUGCACAGGCGGCUACAGUGACACAAUGAUUAAUACUUCUACUAAUUAACUAAAUGGAAAUGCAUAUAGAAAACAUGGCGAUGAAUGUUAGCAAUCAAAAGAAAGAUCCAUUGGUCAAGGGGAAGUACGACUUCCGGGAAAGCGUGGCAUCAUCGUAGCUUCUCAUUUUGGCCACCGGAUUAGUCUCAUGCUAAUUCACCCAGGCCCUACUGAGUUGGAUAAUCGCAACAACAUCUUAAGCCAGAUUACUUCAGGCUACCAGAAUGUCUUAUUAACUUGUAGUAAUAAUCACAGCAUAUUGGGUUUUACAUCUGAACUGUCAACUUUAAUUUUUAACAUUACAUUAUGAAUACAAAAUAAUAGAACGUCUUUAACUUUUUCCCCCGUUUUACCGAGUUUUGUCCUUCAGUGAUAUAAUAUAUACCCACGAAAUCUUUCGACCCUUUCCAAACGUGCGCUGGGUCGACAGGUUUUGUGCAUCGUGAUUCGCCAACGCCUUGAAAACUCUUGGAGGCACACUGUUGUGAACUGCCCGUAUUGAUAUUGUAUUGUAUUGUUUCCAAUAUAAUGUGCUGAAUUAAUUAGCUCUGAAAGUAUACGUUGCUGCGAAGGGAAAUGUGUAAGAUUAACAACCCUGGCACAAGGAGAUUUUUUUUUUCAUCCCGGUUUGUCUGUUGGUCAGGCUGAUUGUCUGGGCACAGGAUAUUUAUUUCAAAAAGUUGAUGGUGAAUAAAUGUUGUGGAAUGGUGGCUCAUAAUCCCAGGAUCGACUGAUUUAUUUUGCAACUGACGUCAUGAAGAUGUGUAGAUGCAACGACAAUUUUUUCCGGCUCAUACAUGUAUUAGCAUACAAUAGGCACACACGAGCUCUGCAAGUGAAGGAUUCGUUGAACUGUAGAACGGGAAGACACGCAUCCAUUGCACAGUCUUACAGGAAGGACUGAUGCACAAAACUAAGAGACAGGAUGUUAUCUCGCGUCAGAAUACUGAGCAGAUCAAGGAAUUUUUGCAACUUUCGUGUUUGUGUUGGGCUGAUGACGUAAUGGGGAUAAAGGCACAACAAACAUGCAUAAAACAUGCGUGAAGAUACAUGUAAACUGGCAUCAUUGCGACCCAAAUGCAUUAAAACGAGGAGUUUUGAUGACGUCUGGAAAAUCACAAUAUUAUACAUUAAUUUCUUAGAUGAAAAAACCUAAAAUCGUACUCUAUGGCCAAAAAAGUCUCCGGGUUCUGGUCAGGUGCUGGCUCCAAAUGUGGUGGGGCGACGCGGUAUUUUUUCAACCCUCACUUUGUUUCUGGAAAUGAUGUACGUAUAACGUUACGACUGCAUGCCUGCGUAACGUCGGCUGACACCAACAUUAAAAUAAACUGGCCCCUGCACUUUUACCGUUUAAAAGCAUUGUACGUGUACAAAAGACAUAAGACCACCUCGUAUACCCAGCAAGAAAUGAAACCGAGGGGUACCCCCCCAACAUGUCCAAUCCCUAUACACAUUCCAGUUUUGAUACAAUGCCAAUUUGUACAAAGUUGCAAAGAAGUAGCAAAUCACUGAAAUAUAUAUCCAACAAAUAUAACAAAGAUAAGAAACAGUGUACUUUAGUAAUUACAGCCAUUGUUUUGCAGUAAAAGAUGAAAAUCAAGGUGAUCUUGUUGAUGACCUACCAUUGUCUUUAAUUUGAAGUUUAUCAACAUGUGAUUCUACACAAGAUUUAUCCCACAGACAUGUUCUUUUGCAGUGAGCUACAAUACACAUUGUUAACUGCUAUAUUUGUAUCACUCUGUUGGAGUACAUGUAAAAUAUUAAGGUGCUGGUUAAGUGGUGUUAGUACAGUAUGGACAUGAUCGAUUUCCUACUACUGCGUUCUAUUUUCCAGUUUUUUUUAAAGUUAUGUGUUCCUUAGAGAGUUUCACUGCAUUCUCUGCAGCAUUGACUCAUAGAAUUAUAGUGAUAUAUUCUGAAUUAUGAUUUUGUACUAAAAGUUGUUCAGAUUUCAAAUUAUACGGUACUUAAUAAAAACCAUGAUCAAGUUAAAUGUCCUGCUGUCUAUAGUUUUAUUUGAAAUUCAAACUCUUUGUAUAUCUUCAAUUUCCAGGUACUGUGUAACACUAAAGCAAAACAAUUCCCCAAGAACCAGUAUAGAUGAGAUGACACCAGUGUUAUCUAACACCAUAUUUCUUGCCCAAAAUAAACACCAUUUGGGAAUUACUUCACUCUCGUAUUUGUUAUUGAGGUCAAACACAAAAAAAUUGGUGUUAUUAAGCACCAAAAGCCUUGCCCAAAAUAAAUACCGUUUAAUUAUAAAAUUCCACAUCAUCGGUGUUAUUGUUAACACUGGAGUUUUGCAGUGUAAGGAAAUUUCUUUCUUGAUGUGUUUACUCAAACUUAUGCAAUUGAAAGCUUGUCUAUGACUGGCAGAGAUUUCAAUACUUGGUCUUCUUUGAGUAGCAAUGGUCUAUGCAACUACAUUGCAAGACUAGGUGCACAGAGAUAUUGAAUUCUUUAUUUGAUGAAUAUAAAUAGGGAACAUUCUGGGGUCAUUUUGGUCACUACGUGAGAUAUAUUUUUCAAGGAAGAAAUGUGAAAGGACUCUGAGAGAUGAUUAUGCUUAUUAUGAUUACGCGAAAACGAUCUUAAUUCUAAGCUUAGUGCCAACAAAACAAAAGAUACGCCGCUUUGGGGCAAGUUUCAGGAUUUUAAUGUAACUUUACAUAAAAUUCUUGAUUUCAAAACCAAUGGAUAAAGCUCAAGAAUAAAAGAGGCAGGGCAAGGUGAAAAAGUACAACAAAUCUUUUUUAAUUUUGAAAAGCGUUCUUGUGAAUUAAAUUGACUGUCUGAUAUUCCAAAUAAUUUCCAAUGAUAAUGCUGAAAUUCUAUCAGCAAUCCAUACUUUUUGUUAGUAUUUUGUAUUCUAAUCAUUUGUGCAAUUGACUUUGAAAGGUUUCUCAACGAUUUUGAUGUCCGCACAAGGUUUCUGUUCUCGAGUUUUCCGUGAGGAGCCUAACUAAACGUGAACUACAUCCACCUCUGGUUUCAAUGAAACACAGGAUAAUCUUCCGGUUUGAUGGCCUUCAAGUCACGUUCUUUUUGGCUUUUUGCGAGAACUUAGUAAUUUACUAUUUAAUUCAUUAAAUUAUUUUCUAAUAACUUGACACAAUCUCAAAGAUCAGCCGCGCGUCAUUUUAUUGCUUCACAAGAAAGACAGAUGAUUUACUUAAUGAUUAAUGAUUUUGGACCUAUUUCUUUCUCUGAGGUUGAUUAUAAAUGUAAUGCAAAACUUAAGCUAACCUAUUAAAUUUUGGUCUCAUUGAUGUUAUUCACCCAGAUCGAUCAGCAUUACUCAAAGGGAAGACACACUGAUGAUAACAUUAGACUUAUUUUCUUUUCCCUGGCGUUGUACUUUUAUUGAGAGGCUUUUCACCCUAAAAAAGUAGACGGCGCAAACCGCCUCGCCACUCAAUAUUUUCCCUAGUAUCGCUGCAGUGUAUUAUUUACAAGCCAAUUAAGUGCCCUGUGUGUGUGUGUUUUUUUUUUGGGGGGGGGGGUUAUUAACACCUUAAGGUCCUUUUGACACCCAAUUUUGUGAAAAUCGCUUGAUCCGUUGGCAUGCAACACGCCCGUACUUGCCGUCAGCCAUAAAUGUGUGUACUUUCCACGAACUGCUCAGUGCACACAAGCCGACAUGCUCGAGUCUGUAAACUUCAAGUGCCGUUUCAAAACUCAAUGAAAGUUCAAAGAUCGGGCAUAUGACUCACAAAUUGCUAUGGGGUAGGGGGAAUCUCCACCCCC
Messenger RNA from Acanthaster planci (crown-of-thorns starfish), 8353 nucleotides. RefSeq names its product metabotropic glutamate receptor-like. Lineage: Eukaryota; Metazoa; Echinodermata; Asteroidea; Valvatida; Acanthasteridae. Gene Ontology annotation, biological process: G protein-coupled receptor signaling pathway. Gene Ontology annotation, cellular component: membrane. The record is from RefSeq and is a predicted model, not a curated record. Gene Ontology annotation, molecular function: G protein-coupled receptor activity.